Molecule: messenger RNA, 10695 nt
Organism: Salvelinus fontinalis (brook trout)
Lineage: Eukaryota; Metazoa; Chordata; Actinopteri; Salmoniformes; Salmonidae
Product: double C2-like domain-containing protein beta
Exons: 11
Coding region: 142-1473 (443 amino acids)
Cellular component (GO): membrane
Source: RefSeq, a predicted model, not a curated record
AGAGAGGGGAAGGAUAUAUUGAGUCAAAGCAGCUCUGCUUGCUCCUCAGUGUUGUGAGAGAAGAGACAGAGGACGUGUGAGAAGACAAGAUGGAGCGCUGGAACAGAUGAAGACUGUCACUGGUCCCAUCCGGCGGUCCACAUGAGCGUAUCGAAACCUCCUCCGCCCCACUCCCACUUCGCCCCCCCACCCGACUCUUCCACCUCCUCCCAUCUCUCCAUCCCUCCUUCCUCCUCCACCCCAUCCUCCCCCGCACCUUGUCGUGCCACCUCCUCUGCUCCCAGAUCUCUCCCUCCGCCCUCUCCGGUCAAGAUCUCCAUGCAGGAGCACUUUGCUAUCAACGUGUGUCCCGGGCCCAUCAUGCCUAUCCCGCAGAUCUCUGACUUCUUCCCGCGCUUCCACGACUUUCCCAUGACGCCGCCCCCGCCCCGGGAGAAGAAGAUCCUGAAGGAGCCGGAUUUCGGAUUGAACAAUGGAGGGGAGACGGACGGAGAGAAUAAGGAGAAGGAGAGGAAACCCAUCGAGGUGGACCGGGGGGAAAGGCAAGAAGGGGCGGAUUCGGACGACGAUGAUGAUGAAACUUAUUUGGGCACCCUGGAGUUCACCCUGCUCUUUGAUCACGAGAACAACUGUCUACACUGUACAAUCCACAAGGCCAAGGGACUAAAGGCCAUGGACUCCAAUGGACUGGCCGAUCCAUACGUCAAGCUCCACCUCCUGCCUGGAGCAAGCAAGGCGAACAAGCUCCGCACCAAAACACUGAAGAACACUCUGAACCCGGUGUGGAGCGAGACGCUGAUGUACCACGGCAUCACCGCUAUCGACAUGACCACCAAAACCCUCAGGCUGUGUGUGUGCGACAUGGACAGGCUCGGUCGUAACGAGUUUAUCGGAGAGGUCCGUGUCGCCUUGAAGAAACUGAGCAAGGGCGAGAGCAAAAGAUUCAAAAUGGGUCUGGAGAGAAUCACACAGAACAAAGACAUCAACAAAGAAACCGUGGAGCAAGGGACACCUGUGGCUGAGGAAGAGCGUGGUCGUAUCCUGGUGUCGCUGUGCUACAGUCCAGAAAAGAGCUGUCUACUGGUUGGCAUCGUACGCUGUGCCCACCUCGCUGCUAUGGACUCCAAUGGGUACUCUGACCCCUUCGUCAAGAUUGUGCUGCAGCCUGAUAUGGGGAAAAAGUCCAAGUACAAAACCACAGUGAAGAAGAAAACUCUCAAUCCCGAGUUUAAUGAGGAGUUUGUGUAUGAAGUUCCACACGACCAGCUGGCGAAGAAAACCCUAGAGAUCUCCGUAUGGGACUACGAUCUGGGGAUGAGCAACGACUUCAUAGGCGGAGUUGAACUGGGCAUAAAUGCCAAGGGAGUGAGGCUGAAACAUUGGUUCGAGUGUCUCAAACACAUCGGCAAGAAAGUUGAGUACUGGCACACCCUCACGCAGCAAGGAGCCCCUCCGGAGGCCCCCCCGCAGUGACUGACAUACACACACACUUUAUCGCAAUUAUUAAAUGAUCAUCAAUGAAUGGUAAAGAAAGAAAGAAAUAAUAAAGUAAUAAAGUAAUAAAGUGAUAAAACAUGCAAUAAUGAUACGGAUAAUGAUGAUAUAAUAAUAAGAAUAAUAUUAUUUAUAAUACAAAUCAUAAUAGUAGGUAAUUAUCCCAAUGUAGCUUUUUUAUAAGUAAAUACAUUUGUGAAAAUGUCCCUCGUUGAAAUGUUUAAUGUGAAGGUGCGAACAAAUUUGACCUUAGCCCUCAAUAUUAUGAAGUCACUUGCAUUUCAGUCAUUCAAAUGUACACAUUAAUAGUGUAGAAUCUCUUACCUGCACUGUAACUACAAUACUGGAACAUUCUGUAAGCACCUUUGCCCGACAAGGUCUUGUCACGAUCGUUGUAGUCACCAGGUUGUUUCUACUAGGGAUGUAGUUGAAAAAGGUGGGUAAGAGUGCUGAACGUCCGGUUGAGAUGACUGGCGUCUAGCAACGCUAAUGCUAACUGCUAUAACAGUUCUAGGAAGUAUGGGUAACUGCAUACUUGGUGUGUCUCUGAAAGUGGCUGUGGCGAAUAAAGUGGGUGGAUCAACAGCGAUGGGUGUAACAUCAGCGCUCUGUUAUUGGUUAGACGUUUUGACUGAGCGGUGUUGUUUUUCGCUUCUUACCAUGCAACUACUAUACCGCCAGUGUUUGGACUUCAGUUUUGAAGCCAGAAGAUGAGCGCAAUUUGUAUUUCACUGCUUCAAAUAAUUGUAUAUUUUCAGUGAAUAUUUUUUUAAAUUUUAAGUACUUAUGAUGGUGUCACGACUUCCGCUGAAGUCGGCUCCUCUCCUUGUUCGGGCGGCGUUCGGCGGUCGACGUCACCGGCUUUCUAGCCAUCGCCGCUCCAUUUUGCAUUGUUUCAUUUUUUUUGUCUUGUUCCCUGCCCACCUGGUUUACAUUCCCAAUCACACUGCAUGUAUUUAUUCCUCUGUUCCCCCAUGUCUUUGUGUGAAACUGUUUUUGUUACGUGUUUCGUGGGUACGCGCCAGGCUGGGUUUUUUCCCGUUGUUCCGUGGUUUCUCCACGAAGGAUGUUUAUUGUAAAACAUUUUGAUCAUUUUUGUGACGAUUUCGUGCCUUUCACUUUUACCUUUGGCUGGAGGUUUUUGACGCAGUGGCGUCUGUCUGUUUAUUGCCAUGUGCGCCUGUUCACAACUCUCUCCUCUCCUGCACCUGACUUCUCCACCCGUAGCGCACACCCUGACAGAAUUUCACACCACCGAUGGAGUCAGCAGGAGCGCAUCCGGGAACACUCGGCAAUGCUGCAACUUCUCGGUGCCACAAUGGAUCGUGUUGUCCAGACCAUGGACCGCUGGGAGAGACAGGAAGUCUCUACCCGUCCCUCCUGGAUCCAGUCCCAGUGGGAUGUGUCUCUCCCUUCCAUGGGAGUAUGAUGGGACGGCAGCACGGUGCCAGGGGUUCCUAUUACAGCUGGACCUAUACCUGGCUACCGUUCACCCAGCUCCCUCGGGAAGGGUGAGAGUGUCCGCCCUCGUCUCAUGCCUCUCGGGGAGAGCUCUGGAGUGGGCAAACACCAUGUGGGGAGAAGGAGACGCAGCGUUGGACCACUUCGAGGAGUUCACCCGCCGCUUCCGGGCAGUCUUCGAACGGCUCUUCCACUUGAGGCAGGGGACGAGGAGCGCGCAGGAGUUCGUCCUUGAAUUCCGGACCUUGGCCGCCGGAGCGGAAUGGAACGACAGGGCCCUUAUCGACAACUACCGAUGCAGCCUGCGCGAGGACGGGAGUUGGCCUGCAGAGAUGCCACCACCACUUUUGACCAACUGGUGGAUCUGUCAAUCCGGUUGGAUAACCUGCUGGUCACGGAUGUCCAGAGAGGGCUUUGUCGGUUCCAUCUUACAGCACCCCCGCUCCGGUGCCCAUGGAGCUGGGAGUGGCUGCCCUCAGGGAGGCUGGAGGAGGGGCCUUCACGUGCACCAUCUGUGGCCGCAGAGGGAACACUGCCUGUCAGUGCCAGUUCGGUCCCUCUGGGAGUCAAGGCAGCAGGCAGGGCACUCUGGCGUCACCCCAGGUGAGUCUGCACCACUCUCAUCCAGAGUCCUCUGUUGUCCACCUGUUUGUACCUGUUUAUUUUCCUGAGUCUUCCCCGUAUUCCCAGCAUAAGGCGCGUGUCGAUUCAGACGCAGCUGGGAAUUUUAUCGACAGAGCGUUCGCCCUUAGUUUAGGGAUCCCCGUUAUUCCUGUGGUUAGACCUUUCCUGGUACACGCUCUGGAUAGUCGACCAUUAGGGUCCGGACUAAUCAGGGAAGCAACCAUCUCCCUGGCCAUGGUGACACAGGGGGGUCACAAGGAUAAAAUCAGUCUAUUCCUCAUUGACUAUCCUGCGUUUCCCGUGGUACUAGGCCUUCCCUGGUUAGCUCAUCAUGAUCCCACCAUUUCAUGGCAACAGAGGGCCCUCACGGGGUGGUCGCGAGAGUGCUCAGGGAGGUGUGUAGGGGUUUCCGUUGGUGCUACCACGGUGGAAAGUCCAGACCAGGUCUCCACCGUGCGCAUCCCCCCAGAAUAUGCCUAUUUAGCUCUUGCCUUCUGUAAAAUGAAGGCGACUCAAUUACCACCCCAUCAACGGGGGGAUUGUGCGAUAAAUCUCCUGGUAGACGAUGCACUUCCCAGGAGUCAUGUGUAUCCCCUGUUGCAAGCGGAGACGGCGGCUAUGGAGACAUAUGUCUCUGAAUCCCUGCGUCAGGGGAACAUUCAGUCCUCCACUUCGCACGCCUCCUCGAGUUUCUUUUUUGUGAAGAAAAAGGAGGGAGGUCUGCGCCCGUGCACUGACUAUCGAGGUCUCAAUCAAAUCACGGGAGGUACAGUUACCCGCUACCUCUCAUCGCCACGGCGAUUGAGUCAAUGCACCGGGCGCGCUUCUUCACUAAACUGGAUCUCAGGAGCGCGUACAACCUGGUGCGUAUCCGGGAGGGAAACGAGUGGAAGGCGGCAUUUAAUACCACCUCAGGGCAUUAUGAGUACCUCGUCAUGCCGUACGGGUUAAUGAAUGCUCCAUCAGUCUUCCAAUCCUUUGCAGACGCGAUUUUCCGGGACCUGCACGGGCAGGGUGUAGUGGUGUAUAUCGAUGACAUUCUGAUAUACUCCGCUACACGCGCCGAGCAUGUGUCCUUGGUGCGCAGAGUACUUGGAUGACUGUUGGAGCAUGACCUGUACGUCAAGGCUGAGAAAUGCCUGUUCUUCCAGCAAGCCGUCUCCUUCCUAGGGUAUCGCAUUUCCACAACAGGAGUGGAGAUGGAGAGUGACCGCAUUGCAGUCGUGCAUAAUUGGCCGACUCCCACCACGGUAAAGGAGGUGCAGCGGUUUUUAGGGUUUUCCCAUUACUACCGGAGAUUUAUCCGGGGUUUUGGACAGGUGGCGGCCCCCAUUACCUCACUGCUGAAGGGGGGUCCUUUACGUCUGAAGUGGUCGGUUGAGGCGGACAGGGCUUUUGGGCACUUAAGAGCUCUGUUUACCUUGGCUCCUGUGCUGGCCCAUCCGGAUCCCUCUUUGGCGUUCAUAGUGAAGGUGGACGCGUACGAGGCUGGGAUAGGAGCCGUGCUCUCUCAGCACUCGGGCACGCCAUCCGAAGCUCCGCCCCUGUGCUUUCUUCUCGAAGAAGCUCAGCCCGGCGGAGCGGAACUAUGAUGUGGGGGACCGGGAGCUGUUGGCUGUGGUUAAGGCUUUGAAGGCGUGGAGACAUUGGCUUGAGGGGGCUAAACACCCUUGUCUCAUCUGGACUGACCACCACAACCUGGAGUAAAUCAGGACAUCGAGGAGACUGAAUCCACGUCAGGCAAGGUGGGCUAUGUUCUUUACCUGUUUUGUGUUUACCCUGUCCUACAGACCAGGUUCCCAGAAUACGAAGGUAGACGCACUCUCCCGGCUGUAUGACACAGAGGAGCGGCCCAUGGAUCAGACUCCCAUACUCCAGGCCUCCUGCUUGGUAGCGCCGGUCGCGUGGGAGCUGGACGCGGACAUUGAGCAGGUGUUGCGUACAGAGCCCGCUCCCCUCCAGUGUCCCGUCGGGCUUCUGUACGUUCCGUCUGCUGUCCGUGACCAGUUGAUCUAUUGGCCCACACGUCACCCUCCUCUGUCAUCCGGGGAUCGGUCGGACGGUGCGCUGUCCUAGGCACCUGCCCAGAGGUAAGUUACAACCCUUACCCAUUCCACAACGGCUGUGGUCGCACCUUUCAGUAGAUUUCCUGACCGAUCUUCCUCCCUCACAGGGUAACACCGCGAUCCUGGUCGUUGUGGACCAUUUUUCUAAGUCCUGUCGUCUCCUCCCGUUGCCCGGUCUCUCUACGGCCCUACAGACUGCGGAGGCCUUGUUCACUCAUGUCUUCCGGUACUACGGGGUGUCUCAUCGGGGUCCCCAGUUCACGUCGAGGGUCUGGAAGGCGUUCAUGGAACGUCUGGGGGUCUCGGUCAGCCUUCCCUCAGGUUUUCACCCCAAUAGUAAUGGGCAGGUGGAGAGAGUAAACCAGGAUGUGGGUAGGUUUCUGAGGUACUAUUGCCAGGACCGGCCGGGGGAGUGGGCAGCGUUCGUGCCCUGGGCAGAGAUGGCCCAGAACUCGCGUCGCCACUCCUCCACUAACAUCACCCCCUUCCAGUGUGUAUUCGGGUAUCAGCAGGUUCUGGCUCCUUGGCAUCAGAGUCAGACCGAGGCUCCUGCGGUGGACGACUGGUUCCGGCACUAGGAGGAAACAUGGGACGCCGCCCAUGUCCACCUUCAGCGCGCCGUGCUGCACCAGAAAGUGGGCACAGACCGUCACCGCAGUGGGUCUGGCUCUCGACCCAAAACCUGCCCCUCCCCCUGCCCUGCCAGAAACUGGGCCCGCGGUUUGUGGGGCCAUUCAAUGUCCUGAGGAGAGUGAACGAGGUGUGUUACAGGUUACAGCUUCCCCCCGAUUACCGUAUUAACCCCUCGUUCCAUGUGUCUCUCCUCAGGCCGGUGGUGGUUGGUCCGCUCCAGGAAUCUGAGGUGCGGGAGGUUCCUCCUCCCCCUCUGGACAUCGAGGGGCCUCGGUGUACUCCAUUCGUUCCAUCCUGGAUUCAAGGCGUCGGGCGGGGGGCCUUCAGUACUUCGUGGAGUGGGAGGGGUAUGGUCCGGAGGAGUGGUGCUGGGUUCCGGUGGCGGAUGUGUUGGACCCUGAACUGCUGCGGAAGUUCCACCGUCGCCGGCCGGAUCGCCCUGCGCCUCGCCCUCCGGGUCGUCCCAGAGGCCAGUGUCGGCGCACAGCUGUGUCAAGGGGGGGGGGGGGGGGGUAAUGUCACGACUUCUGCCGAAGUUGGCUCCUCUCCUUGUUCGGGCGGCGUUCGGCGGUCGACGUCACCGGCUUUCUAGCCAUCGCCGCUCCAUUUUUCAUUGUUCCAUUUGUUUUGUCUUGUUCCCUGCACACCUGGUUUACAUUCCCAAUCACACUGCAUGCAUGUAUUUAUUCCUCUGUUCCCCCCCAUGUCUUUGUGGGAAAUUGUUUUUCGUUACAUGUUUCGUGGGUACGCGCCAGGCUGGGUUUCUUCCCGUUGUUCCGUGGUUUCUCCACGAAGGAUGUUUAUUGUAAAACAUUUUGAUCAUUUUUGUGAUGAUUUCGCGCCUUGACGUACCUUGGGCUGGAGGUUUUUGACAAAGUGGCGUCUGUCUGUUUAUUGCCUCUGCCGAAAUAAAGUGUGCGCCUGUUCACAACUCUCUGCUCUCCUGCACCUGACUUCUCCACUCGUAACGCACACCCUGACAGAUGGGCGUACUGUUGCCGGAAUGUGUUGUAUGCGUGUGCUUACCUUGACUGUCACCCCGAUGUUGGCUACACUAGGUAGCUACUUCCCACGCCGCUGCGGGACAAAAGUUCUUAGCAACCGGAAGCGAAGGACCCGGUGUUGUUGCCGUUCAUGCCCUUGAGCAGGUUGUAUCAAUGUGACAUCUAGAUAGUUGUGUAGGCUACUAUCCCACUUGAAAUAAAAUAACGGGAGGUCAAAAAAUUGCCACGUUAGCUACUGCUGGUGACACAGCUGAUACGGCUGCCCAGUGGGAAGCACCUCAGGUUGGCAGACACCUCGAUACAACAACGGUACAUUAGUCAUUCGCACUGGCUUGUACAGUCCUCGUGCAUCCCAGUCAGCCACGCAAAACAGUCUUUGGCUCCAACAAAUCUGCACAAUUUGCUGAUUCGCUUUCCAUAUACCCACUUGUGUUGAUCAACACACUUCUUUCGCCAAGUCCACUUUCAGACACACUCCGCAUAUGCAGUUACCCAUGACUCAGUUCGAGCAUUAACUAUGCUAACAAUACAAAAAACAGCGCUAACAAUGCUAACAGCGCUAACAGUACUAACAGUGCUAACAAUGGUAACAGUGCUAACAAUGCUAACACUACUAACAAUGCUAACACUACUAACAGCCCGAAAGUGCUAACAGCGCUAACAGUGCUAGCGCAAAAUUAGCGUAAUAGGUGUGAAAACAGUAUUCACCAAGGUGCGUUAACAGCGUUAGCAUGUGUUUACCCUCCUCUGCAUCCCUGAUUUACUAUACAAAGUACCCAAAUGACAAGUUGGGUAAGUCAACGGCUACAGAUUUUUAUUAUUAUUAUGGUGGUUGUCGCUCUGAUGCAAACUGGCACACCAUGACGUUAAAGCACAAAAGGAUCCAUCUGACGGUACUGUCUCUGUGUACUUGUCCGAUGUCUGUACGUGAUGACAGUGGGUGUCUGUAUCUCCCCUUAUCCUCCUGUGUGUAUGUGUCUUUGUGUGUGAGCGAGUGUUUGUGUGUGCAUACAUUUUGCAUACAAAUAUGUGUGUGCGUGUGUUUUGUGUGUAUGCGCGUGUGUGUGUUUGUCUGUAAGCGUGUCUGCAAAUGUCUCCAUCCAUGACCCCCAAAGCAUGUAGCAGUGAGGAAAGACACAAAAAAAGAGACAAGACUCACUCCUACAGUAUGAGACUCAUGUUCCCUGGAUGUCCCCCUGGUCUAACAAACGGAUGUCCUGUCACAUGUGCAACAGUAUGGCUGGCAGUCCAGUGAGUCACUUUUCCUUGGUUACAGUCACACAAGAUAACCAUCAGUCUGGAUUAUUCUCUGAACCCUGCUCUGUGCCCUUUGACCUUUGACUUUGAGUGACUUGAAAGCUACACAGAGAGAUUUCUGCGUCACAGUCUCAAACACACUAUAGCCCCCUACUCUAAAGAGGGGUUAUCAUUGGUUAUCAAAUACCAACUACUGGGUGUGCAGGCUUUUGCUCCAGCUCCAGCCUAAUGCAGUCUGGACGACAAUAAGUGUCAUCGGGUGUGCUCGUGCUGGAACAAAGGCGUGCACAUCCCAGUAGCUCUCGAGUUUCCUCCUUCUUUUCGGCGCCCUUACACAAAGAUUUUAUUUAUAAAUGCCAGGAUUUUUUCAAUUUAGGUGAGUCUCUUAUGACAUUCAAAUGUUCCAUCGUGGAGAUAAAAAAAACUAUUAGUGUGAGAAAUAUGGCAAAAACUCCACCUGUAGCCAAAGGAAUAGGUUGAUUUGAGAUUUUAUCAAUGUGCUCAUCUAUUCAUGUCUAAGAGGAGCAUAUCAAGAAGUGUCUAGGUGUUUGUUUAGGGAACUAUGCGAGAGAGACUACCCAGGCUGUUUUUAUGAGAGAGGACCGCCCAUAGAGCACCAUGGACUCCUUCACCAGAGACAGACCUCGAGGGGUUAACCACACUAAGGACAGAGGGCCAAACCUGUGGCCCCUGGCUACAGUUUGGACACCUUAUAGUUCCAACGUUGGCCCACUAAAGCACACUAUUACCCUUUUCAAACUACUGAGACAAACAUAGCCAAGUCAAGCCAAGCUGUAUCACACUGGCCUGGUUCCUCAUCUACUGUAGUUGCUGGAAUGAAAAAAGGACAAUGUGAAAAUAAAAUAUCUAGUCCAGCACAGUAUGGUUUGGGUCGGCCCUGUAGUGUGAAUCAUCAGUCAGUCAACAGUCUCCUGGACGUUUUCUUACUUUCUAAUCAUUGUCUGAGAUCUCUGUGUUCGUAAUUCUGUACUUGGACAAAGGUGUGAAUGAAGGAGUCAUCAUGGAUAGCAAAUAAACUAAGACGAUUCAGCAUGGCUAGGGGUCAAAUAUAGGGGGACUGUGACACGGAUCAUGGAUCGUCAAAGCAUAGGGACUGAACUCUGAAACGACGAGUGAGAAGUUCAGCUCGUCUAAGUCUUUCUCGGUUACCAAGAACACACGUUGAUUGACCUUGACAAAGAUGGCGGUGGAGUGGAGAGGGCGGAAUCUGUUCUUCUCUAUGCACACCAAUGACGACACAGGAAGCCUCUCCACGCGCAGCAACAACAGUGAAAUGAAUAAUCAAACGAUCAACAUCUCCGAUGUCACUAUGUGAUAUGUUGUCAAAGAUGCAUUCAUGUUUUUUUUGUAUGUAAUACUGCGUAUGUAUACAACGGGUGGGUCUAAUCCUGAAAGAUGAUUGGUUAAAACCGCACUCCAGCCGGUGUCUAUUCCACAAGUUCCUUAGUAUGUAUGUACCUCCCUCCCUGGGAUAUUCCUUAUCAUGGGAAGCCAGGCUUGAAGUUCUGAUGUAACAACGGGAGAUAUUUCUUCUCUUGUCCAGGUGAUCUGGUGGUUUAUUUUCACUCAGAUUCUCUCGAUCUCUGCCUUUUAUUUUGAUGUGUUGUCGGUCAAGCGAACUUGACUUUGUUCAUCAUGUGACAAAAAAAAAGUAUGCAUCUUAACAUUCUAAUAAAGAAUUGCAUGUGUAAAGAUUGUCAUAUAUACGCAUAUGUAACUAACAUUGUAACUUACAUUGAUCAAUGCCAAUUUCUUUAUGGUUGAUAUCAUUGACAUGGUAUCAUCAAUCAAAUCUGUUACAGCUAUCAUCGCUGCUGUUUACUCGUUGGGUUGUAAUUUACUGUUUGUAAGAAGAAGAAAAAAGGGAUAAUUCAGGGUAACUUGCUCAAUUUGAUGCUUUACUCGGUUCUGCCGUUGCUUUAAAACCUUUAUCGUCAUAGAUAUUGACAUUGUCUUCCUUUAAUGACAUUAAUGGAAUGGGGAGACAGGGUGGAGGGGGAGGACUAUUGUUACAGCAUCCCUGUGUACUCACUGACAUCCUGUAGUGUCUAUUUCUAUGUGGAACAUACGGUGUGAUUGCCAUCAUGUGGUGAAUUUGUGGAACUACUUCUCAAAAUAAACUGAAACCGUUUUGA